UAUUACCUACAUGUGUAAUUCCCUGUAUGAAAGGACACACAUUCUGACAGAUUAGCGCUGUCCCCUAAAGGGAUUCUGUAAGGAUACCUACAACUUGUUUAUAGUGUCGAUUAAGGGAUAAUCUUUUCCCUGUUUUCUGUUCAUCUCGGGGCCCCAUAACAGUGUGUGUGGAUUACGAAGAAGGCUGAUAAAAUUUACUGAGUGCGCUAUUAAUGAAAAUCAAAUUUGAAUUGAUCUAUAAAUCACACGGGUGCAGCAACAGUUUUCUUGCUGAAAUUUCAUGAUUUGAUAUAUAUACUGCUAUUGACAUCGAAACUGAUUUGAUUUCAAUCACUCUGGGGCAACAGCAAUUUUCUUGCAGAGAUUUCAAGGACUCCAGAUUGACUCGUCCAUAGUGAAUCAGUUUUAUAAAUCAAGAUUUUGACACAUCUGUAAGGAUCCAGUACCGUUGGGAAUUUGAUGACAAAAUAUCAUGCCGAAGUCAAUGAUAACAACGCUACACAAUUUUGUGUGUGUUUGACUGUUUCCGACAUUAAAAUUGAAUGGUGAAUCUUGUUUUCAUUUGAUGAGAACUCAAUUGACUGUUUUUGGUCACCUUAGAGAAUUGAUUGUGAAUUUUGAAGUUGCCGUUAACAGUGAGGUCAAAACGAUCGAGAGGUGUUUACGAUUUGGUGACCUGUUGGAGGAAUGACCGCCUCUGGAUAAUAUUUGUCACAGCUGUCCGAGUAGACAGCUGGUUGAUAUUGUCUCCGGCAAAAAUAUUUACUCUCCCCCUGUGAAGGAACGUAAAAUCUGCUGUCAAAACAUUGCUGCAAUACUGACAACAAAACUUGCAUGGUGCCAGAAACAGAACCAAUUUGAUGCUGACUUCCAAAUUUGUGUGAUGUUGACAACUUGGCUUUCUUGAUGUUGUCGACUGAACUUGAGGUCUGCUAUAGUGUCUAAAACUUUGAGCUUGGUCACAUGUGGAGUUCAAACAACUGAUGUGAAAGAACUUUUAUGCUGAACUGCAAUUCAAAAUUAUACAACUGCUGUAAUAAAAUCUGUAACAGCUUACAUGAAACUUCGUGUAUCAGUUUGGUUACUGAUCGUAUUUGUGAAAUUGGUUAGAAACUGUUGUGUUGAGUGACGGAAGGAUCAGUGGUACCAAUGCUGGGGAUGAAGGAGGAGAAAACGUCUUUGGUGAGGCUGAUGAACAGUCACCCCCACCGUUACCAUGGCGAUAUGGCCAAUAAAAGCCUGAGUUUGACCAGUGGUGUGUUAAGAAGGCCGGUGUUCCACUCAGCUGUGGCCCCUAUCUAUUACAGAGAGAAUAUAAUGCCUGAGUCACCGGACCCAAAAACAGCAUUACAGUCACCGCUAGCAACCAGCAUGGCCGGGGGAAUCACUGCCCGAGAUGUGCCGCGCCCCCACUCAAGAGGCAGUACCCUCUCAGUGAACGGAACACACUCGCCACUUAGUGGUCUGAAUGGACAGACACCGUCCCCGAACCUUAUGGUCAACUCGUCGGUCAGCCAACAGCUUCCUCCCGCCUGUGGCGCCCGACAGCUCAGCAAGUUGAAACGUUUUCUCACGACACUCCAGCAGUUUGGCUCCGACAUCUCACCGGAGAUUGGGGAGCGCGUCCGUACCUUAGUACUCGGUCUAGUGAAUUCUCACCUUUCCAUAGAAGAAUUCCAUGCGAAGCUACAGGAAGCGACCAAUUUUCCCCUUAGACCAUUUGUGAUACCAUUCUUGAAGGCCAACCUGCCCCUCCUCCAGAGGGAGCUGUUACACUGCGCACGCAUGGCCAAGCAGACACCGCAGCAGUUCCUCAACCAGAACGAGCACAUCCUGUUUGACGCAUCAUCAUCACCUAUCGACUCUCAUGACAUCCCGGCAGACAUUAACGAAAACGGAAAGCGUAGAUCACCCGACGGUAGACCCAAAGACAAUGGUGUGGGACCCCCUCACCUGGAUCCUGAACAUCCAGCCAAGCGUCAUCAUUCCUUGAGCCCGAGGGUUAGCCCUAAUGGCGUCCUAAAUCUUACAGCAGGACCUAUCCGCCUGGAGGACAUAAGUCUGUCACGGGAACUCCGGGAACGAGAGAGAGUGGAACGGGAAAGAUCAGACAGAGAACAAGGAGACGGGGACAGAGACCCAAACUUCUCUGCACAUUUUAAUAACAACAACUUCAAUCGGUCCGAUUCAUUUGAACCACUUGAGCGAUUGGACGAUGAUUGGAGACAUGUAGAAACGAUGCUCAACUGCAUAAUUGGAAUGGUGGACAAGACCAAGCGAGCUCUUUCCGUACUACAAGAGCGAAGUCUACGCGACCGCGAGGAGUUGUCGCUGUGGAUGCGUCGUCAUGCCGAAGGUCUGGACCAGGACAUGAAAAAACGCUCCAACGACAUGAUGGCUCACACUCUUCGGCACACGGAGGACCGUGUGUCAGAUGUCAGGCGCAGGGCAGAGGAGGCUGUGAGUGAGGUGAAGAGGCAGGCUAUGCUGGAAUUACAGAAAGCAGUGGCCGCAGCCGAGCAGAAGUCCCGUGAUAUGGUGAAUGCUGAGCGGCUCAAGAUAGAACAGGCAGUGAGCGAGGCUCGUAAACUUGCACACAGUGAGAGCAUGGCCAAUCUGAAUAAUCAGGAGGACUCCAGCGAGAGCUGCUGGAAUUGUGGCCGGAAAGCUAGCGAGACCUGUAGUGGCUGUAACAUUGCACGCUAUUGUGGCUCAUUUUGUCAACACAAAGACUGGGAGAACCACCACCAUGUCUGCGGCAAGACGCAGAUGUCAGAUGUCCGUUCCGACUCUUCUCGCAGUCACCGCUCCCAGGGUCCCGGACUACAAUCAGACUCCAACCCACCCCCAACCACCCAAGCAUCAAGCCCUGUCCGCUCCACAACUUCCCCCACCCACUCCUCGGGUGCCUCUCGCUCUAGCACGCCAGCUGAAACGAAACCAGUAGACACUCCACACUAAGGAAUUGGAGUAGGGGGCUAAGGUAUUACCUCCCCUGGUAGAUUUAAGAGUUAUCUACCCUUCACUGUAUAACUUUUGGACCAAUAUCAUGACAGACGGUUUAUUAUAUAUCCGUGUAUCACCAUGACAUUAAUAGAUGUUUUCAUCAAUUUUAUUCAAACUUAUGGCAGGAACCAUAAAUUCAGGUAUAUUAUGAGAUAUAUGGCAGUAUUCAGGAAAGUACUGCAAAUUUAUAACAAAAUGGCAGAGACAUUGUAUUAGCAAAUCCAUACAGGAUAUCCAAAAGAAACAUAUAUAUAUGUAUAUAUAUAUUAGAGACAGCAGCACUGUUCUGACGUGCAAGAUAUUCAUCCAGCAGUCCAGAUAUGUGGUGGCAUAGCAUCUUUCUGCGCUCAAGACACUUAACACACACCUAUCUACCUGUGGAAUGCGUAAAUGUCUUUAGAAGACGAAGGAGGUCAGUGAUGGACUGAAUAUCUCUAUCCUACUUGCACAAAUGACAUUUUAAGACAAGAUGGGUUCUGUGCACAUUGUAUAAGUUGUCGUGUUGGUAUUUCUAGGAUGGACUCGAAAACCGGCGAAAAUUCGGAUCAGCGUGCACUGGAAAAGGCCUGUGAUGGUGGACUACUAUGUGUAUCAUUGAGUGUGUAACAAAGAUGAUGUGAUAUUGUGUUUGGUGGUGUAUCGUUUGUUUAUACUGGAGACAGUUAUAGAUAUAUAUUUGUGCGUGUUGAUUCUCUGUAGCCGAUACGCAUGACUAAACGUUGGCUUGUAUCGCCAGGUGUCAAGCAUUUAAACAGGGUAUCAGUUUGUAUAUCACGAAGCAUUGUAAAUGCAUAUAUGCCUAUCUUUAGGAUCCAUAUACUGUUUCUCGGAAAACAUCUUUCUUGCACUGGCACCUUUUUUUUUUUUUUUAAAUAUUGACACCGAGUAAAAAUUUCCCGAAUCACUAAGAUAAUCUAUCAAAAUCUCUAAUAUCCUCCCCUUUCCCAAUUAGAUGUCUGGACUUUUAAAACUAUUUUGCACAGAGAUAACUUCCUCGACUCCAAUUUAAAAAAUAGUUUUAAUAAACCUCUGAUAUUUUUCUCCCAUUCUGAAUUCAACCACUUGCUUUUGAUCAAGGAUAAAUAGAACAAAACCUUAAAAGGGGAAAAGAAUUUUCUACUCUGCACUAACUUAAAACCUUACAAAUUUUUCAGAGGACUUUGAUUUCAAAUCUUGUUCUAUGUUAAUCAUACAAAAAUACAAAAAAAGUUCAAUUUGAUCCUCCAAGGUAUUAGAAAUACAUGUUUCUUAAUUAACUAUUUACAUUUUUGUGUGUGUCCAGAUUGCAGUUGCAUUUCGUCAGCAAAACGUGUACAUCGGCAGCUAAAUUGAUAACGUGUGUAUCUCAGUAAGCUUCCCCUCUCUUAACCUACAAUCAUACAACGGUGUGAAGAAAUCAAGGAAUUGCAGGUUGAUUCCGUUGACAGAUCAGGACCCGUGUAGUGUAAUUAUCAAUGCAUGGUUUAAGCCUUCCAAUUGAUAAAUAUCCUCCGAGAUCUAUGGUCAUUUCUUCAAUUAAAAAAGGCAGACAAUGAUACCUGAUAAACAAAUUCUUUGGUUCCUUUCAUUUCAAUUCCUGAUAAAGUUCAGGUGGCUGGACCAAAUGAAAUGAGUCUGGUUAGAUGAAUUAAAUUGGUGUAUUUCUGUGAUUAUAUUAAAUUAUAUUACGGUGUUAAAUGACCCAAUCCAUGACAAUAGUACAAAUACUUAAAUUAAUUAGCUUAUGUUAAUAACAAAAUUAGGAUUUAUGCUCUUUUCAAGUAAAGGGAUACAAUUUCAUGAUGGAAAACAGUAUUACCUCCCCUGAAUGAACACAAAUUUGAGGGCAGACAAUGCAAUUCGAUUUGGGAUUGAUUCUGCACCUCGAUUCUACAGAAAUUCUUCCGCUCAUCACUAAGUAUAUCAUAAAAGUAUUUGUUAAAUAUUAUUCCUCUGCAUUCUGUACUACAUACAGACAGGUUUGUUAUUUACAUGAGAUUUUAACUAUAACACUAUUUUUUCUACUAGAGCCGGUACGGC
Mizuhopecten yessoensis (Yesso scallop) is the source of this 5025-nucleotide messenger RNA. Its product is annotated as protein CBFA2T1-like. Gene Ontology annotation, cellular component: nucleus. Gene Ontology annotation, biological process: negative regulation of DNA-templated transcription; DNA-templated transcription. Lineage: Eukaryota; Metazoa; Mollusca; Bivalvia; Pectinida; Pectinidae. The transcript has 13 exons. Gene Ontology annotation, molecular function: transcription corepressor activity. Bases 1150 to 2961 code for a protein of 603 amino acids. The record is from RefSeq and is a predicted model, not a curated record.